AAAAAAUACUUAUACCUAUUAGUUUUUAAUUAGAAUAUUUAAUUAGGAGAACUCAUCUGAUCUAUUUUACGUUUUAAUUCUUCGAUUAUAAGUAGGUAUCAGAGACGCGAUUCAUAGACAAUAUCUUUAAAUUCGCGGUGGCCGGUGAUAGUACCUAUCACAGGAAUUUUAUCAUCUCAAUCUUUAAAAAUUGAAACUAAACAAACAAAACAAAGAAGAGGUAUAAUGUAUUUUUAGGUUCCUUAUAUGGGUUUGCCCUCAAAAUGUGUGGAGUCUAUUUAUACGUAGUUAUUUUAGAGCGAUUUAUUUAUUCCGACAUGUUUGUAGUCAAAAUCGUGACAUUUCGUCAACAUUAUUAAUUAUUAUGUAAUUGCCUACCAGUUGUAUACUUUCAUCCUAUCGCUAGAUAACUGCUUAUGACGGUUUUCGACCAAGUAGUGCAUUAUUUUGACUCCACUUUUACAGUAAAUUUAAUAUUAGGCUGGAAAUUGUUUAGAUCUUCUACUCUAGAAAAUAUUGUAGGAAGAAACCUAACUUUAUAAAUUCUUGGGUUUUCUACUUUUAAUUGGCGAAGAUGGAUCACCCUGUAUAUCGUCAUCGAAGUAACCUAGCCACAAAUCGUGAUCACAGUGAACAUAACCUACUCGUUUGACGUUUCCUAUGAAAGGCCAAAAAAAGUCAAAUAUCUUCCUAUUCUGAUACAGUUACCUAGUAACAUUAAUCAUUAUAUAAAUAGAAGCACUUUACUUAUUUGAAGCCAUGUCAACCACCCAAAUUCAACCACAGGAACUGAAAAAAGUGGUAGAUACGAUACCGAAUCGAAUAAAAACUUUUAAAAUCAUAGUUGUUGGCGAUUCCAACGUUGGAAAGACCUCCUUAACGUACAGAUUUUGUGAAGGUAAAUUCAUCGAAAGUUCAGAAGCGACGAUCGGUGUCGAUUUUAGGGAGAGGACGUUAAAUAUCGAUGGUGAAGACAUUAAAUUGUGGGAUACGGCGGGUCAGGAACGUUUUAGAAAAUCAAUGGUACAACAUUUCUAUCGUAAUGUUCAUGCUGUUGUGGUAGUGUACGAUGUAACAAAUAGAGCGUCUUUUGAUUCAUUAGUCCAUUGGCUUGACGAAUGUGAUCGUAAUUGCUUUACAAACAUACCUAGAAUACUUGUGGGUAAUAAAUGCGACGAAAAAUUAGAAAUUAAUACGAAUCUGGCGCAGAGGUUUGCAGAUCAACACGGCAUGCCUUUAUUCGAAACUUCGGCUCGAUUGGAUUCGCAGUGUGAUAAUGUCGAAGCUAUAUUUUUGACAUUGGCUCAUAAACUAAAAAAUCAAAAACAGCUAAUACCAAUUGAUGUGAUAGGUCGGACUGAAAGACUUAUACGAGCUAAACCAAGUAAUGAUAAUAGCAGCUGGAGUUGUUGUUGAAGAUUGUAAUUGUAUUCUAUUGUAAAGUAUCUAUCCAAAUGUGUUAAGACUUUAUUUUUGCUAUAUAAAAGUAAGUAUUUAAUUGUAUAUAAGAAUAAGUAAAUCAUUUAUUUUUUAUCACUGUG
Molecule: messenger RNA, 1541 nt
Organism: Photinus pyralis (common eastern firefly)
Lineage: Eukaryota; Metazoa; Arthropoda; Insecta; Coleoptera; Lampyridae
Product: putative Ras-related protein Rab-33
Exons: 5
Coding region: 760-1416 (218 amino acids)
Cellular component (GO): endosome; Golgi apparatus
Molecular function (GO): GTPase activity; GTP binding
Source: RefSeq, a predicted model, not a curated record